Hibiscus syriacus is the source of this 2059-nucleotide messenger RNA. RefSeq lists its product as uncharacterized. The record is from RefSeq and is a predicted model, not a curated record. The transcript is spliced from 3 exons. Lineage: Eukaryota; Viridiplantae; Streptophyta; Magnoliopsida; Malvales; Malvaceae. Bases 948 to 1760 code for a protein of 270 amino acids.
UCAAGGUUUUCAAACUUGACUGGAUGUCUGUCUGGAAAUUUAUAGUCCCACACAGGGAUCCAUCCUUGCUUCCCUGGCAGUGGCGCAAAGCCCUUGGAACUCAAGAAGUCUUAUAAACAAGAUGCCGCCAAAAAAGAGAAGCGGUGAAUAUAUGAAUCAGAAAGAAGAAAGCGUAAAGCUGCCAAUUCAAGUAAUUGGCAACAUGCAUUUGGUAAAGAGGACUGUCAAUAUACUGGUGUAGAGAAUUGCAGUGGAGAUGGUCGCAUAGAUAAUGCAGAGGAGUCUUAUGUUCAUGAGGGAUUUUUAGCUGAUUGGAGGCCAGGUAUUACCAAGGUCUUCUCAUCUGAAAGUCGUUCGAUCAUUGGAGACAAGAACCCGCCUAAUGAUAUGCCUACAGAAGAGGGUGCAAAUGUCAGAGAACAACCCAAUAACUAUAGGUCUGCAUUCACUCGGCCAUUGACUGGCCUAAAUCAGGGAUCUCAGCAUGCAUUGAAUCAUUCCCAGCAUCCUUACAACUUUCCUCACUGUGCAUCUAAUGCAUUGCGACCAACCAACAGUGUUCCUAGUAUGAUAUCAAAUACCUCCAAAACUCAGCUACAUUUACGGCCAUAUCGAUCUUGCAAAUUCAACAAUCUACGAUUAGUGAAACUGGCACCAGAUUUGCCCCUAGUGAAUCUACCGCCAUCUGUUCGUGUAAUCCCAGAAUCGGCCCUUAAAUUCAAUCAAUGUGGAGCAUACACCAAGGUUUCUGAAACUGGAGCUGGUGGUGUUGAUGUUGGAAUAGGAAAUAUAGUUUCUCCAUUUUCAGGUUUGGCAAGUCAUUGGUGAAUAGAAGUGAUAAAAGCAAUCCAACAAGCGAGAAUGUCACAAAUUCAUACUCAGAAGAAUCAAGGGUUGUCAAGGACAAAAGUGUUGCAGAAGAAAAAAGUACUCGCACGGAUCUUCAGAUGCAUCCAUUGCUAUUCCAGACCCCUGAAGAUGGACAACUGCCAUAUUAUCCAAUGAAUUGUGGAGCUGGUACAUCCAGUUCUUUCAGUUUGUUCCCCGGGAACCAGCCCCAACUAAACCUAAGUCUCUUUUACAAUUCACAGCAAGCUAACAGCGCUGAUGAUAAUUUGAUCAAAUCUUUGAGAAUGAAGGAAUCUGUUUCAGCAUCUUAUGGAAUUGAUUUCCACCCACUCCUGCAAAGAACUGAUGAAACAAAUAGUGAACUAGUGACUGCAUGCUCCAUUGCAUCAAUAUCUACUGGUUUGGAUGGCAGAUCUGCUACACCCACUCCUUUGGAUGCUGUCCAGAUGAGGCCAGUGGUUCAUUGCAGCCCAUUUGUUACCAGGUAUAGACCCUCUAGUCCAAUUGAGAAAGCUAACGAACUAGACUUGGAGAUCCAUCUUAGUUCUGCAAAAGAAAAUGCAGCAUUAAGUAGGGGUGUGACUGCACAUCCUACAAACUCAUCAGUUAGGUUACUAAAUUCUCAAAAUGCAACAGAAACACCCGACGUUUUCCAUUCAUCAGGCAACAACUUUGUUUUAGGUGGCUGUUCUUCAACUGUAUCAACCAAAAUCUUUGGCAGGUACAUUGAUGAUGCAAGUAACCAGUCUCAUCCAGAGAUUGUGAUGGAACAGGAAGAGUUAAGCGACUCUGAUGAAGAGUUUGAAGAAAAUGUAGAGUUUGGUGUGAAGAAAUGGCUGAUUCUGAAGGAGAAGGUUCAGGCUGCGAGCAAGUUUCCGAGAUGCAAGAUAAGGAUGCUCAAUGUUCCAUGACACGGGAAAUUGUGACAGAUGAAGAUUGUAAUGAUCAACGAUGGGAAUUAAGUAUCCACGGCACCACGGAAAACAAUGUUUGUGGUCCUGAAAGGGAAACCCCCCGUCUUUCUUGAAGAUGGGUUUGACAGGUCCAAAGAAGGAUAAAAGCAGUUCCUGGUUGAGCUUAGACGCACCUGAAUCAAACCCUACUUCACAUGCAAAACCUAAGAAUGAAGCGAGUACAAUCAGCAAAUGCCCUCCUACUCAAACUUCAGCUUCACAUCGUCUCAACAGACCUUCAAAGCAGGCAACACCAA